Molecule: messenger RNA, 1522 nt
Organism: Cheilinus undulatus (humphead wrasse)
Lineage: Eukaryota; Metazoa; Chordata; Actinopteri; Labriformes; Labridae
Gene: cebpb
Product: CCAAT enhancer binding protein beta
Exons: 1
Coding region: 225-1079 (284 amino acids)
Biological process (GO): DNA-templated transcription; regulation of transcription by RNA polymerase II
Molecular function (GO): RNA polymerase II cis-regulatory region sequence-specific DNA binding; DNA-binding transcription factor activity, RNA polymerase II-specific
Source: RefSeq, a predicted model, not a curated record
GGAAGAUGUGUCAAUUCCUCCCAAUCCAUGCUCACUGCCUACUCUCUGUAGUUUCUGUUCGAGCUGUCAGUCAGAGGCAGUGACUCAGGGGAUUUAAACUCAAACACUUCGACACUUCAGAAAUUUCACAACUGAAGAAACUGAAUUUAAAAAAGAGAAAAGAAACCUCAGGGCGUCUCAUCUCAGCCCUCCAUGCUCCUGCAAUUUGGCGGGUGUUAACAUCCAUGGAAGUGGCCGGAUUCUACGACGAGGGCAGCUUUGCUAUCCACAGUAAAGACAGCAUUAUCAGUCCCAUCAGCGGCAGCUCUUACUGGAGGCUCGGAGACUCGAUGACGGAGCUGGGCAUUGAGGAGCGCGAGAGAGCGAUAGACUUCAGUGUUUACCUGGACUCUGCUUUGCACUGCCCGCAGCAGCAGCAGCAACAGGGGGACGUUUUCUCUGAUUUCCUGGCGGAGAACAAGAAGAGAGUUGCAGCUUUGCAGGGCUACAAGUACUCUCUGCUGAACGAGCUGGAGACGAGUCAGUGCGACAACUUGAGGGACCCCAGGGAGCCCUACGCGCUGGGUUACACUGAGCUGCAGGAGACCCGCGUGGAUAGUGUGCUCAGCCCUGAACUCAGCCGGUACAGAGCCGCUGCUGCUGAGAGAGAAGACAGCCAGGAAGACGUCAAGAUGGAAAACGGGUCGUCUGGCUUUGACAUGAGGUCCUACCUUCAUUACCAGUCAACAAGCGGCAGUCUUGGGAACAUCUCCACCGCGUCGUCGACCUGCUCCAGCCCGCCUGGCACACCUGCCCCGUCAGGUAAAAGCAGGUCGCCCUUGCACAGCGGCAGCAAAAUGUCAAGCGGGAAGGCGAAGAAACGCCUGGACAAGGACAGUGAAGAGUACAGGUUGAGGAGGGAGAGGAACAACCUCGCCGUGAGGAAGAGCAGAGACAAAGCCAAAAUGCGCAACUUGGAGACUCAACACAAAGUGCUGGAACUGGCUGCGGAGAACGAUCGUUUACAAAAGCGCGUGGAGCAGCUGUCCAGGGAGCUCGCCACCCUGCGUAACCUGCUCUCAGCCACUGGACAAUGUUAGAGGGGGGCCCCUGCAGAGGCUCCCAGGGCCAGCUUGUCUAAUCAUUCAUGGACUUUAGAGCCGGAGGAGCCACGGUACGCUUCACAGGUGAAGACCACCAGUUUACAAGGACACUUUGAAUGAGGGGGACUGAAGGAGUGGGUGCAUGGAUUGAGCAAUCAUUCUUCACAUGUCACCUCAGCUUUUAUUCUCAGAUGUAAUUUUUUUGUGUACAUGCAGUAUUCCUGUGCAGGUUUUACAUACAUGCGAGUGAAUUUCUACAUUUUUGUGUAACUGGAGCAGUGGUUGUCAAGGGAAGAGUUGUGCUGCAGUGAAAUGAUGCAACUCUUUGUAAUAGUAUUGGCAAUGAAUGAAAUAAGUCUAAUUAUUUAAUAUUAAAACAGGAAAUGCUUUAAUUGUACUUGAUAUUUUAUUGAAUUAAACAGAUUUAUACUUUGUCUAAA